This is a messenger RNA of Stereum hirsutum FP-91666 SS1, 1644 nucleotides long. RefSeq lists its product as uncharacterized. Gene Ontology annotation, cellular component: cytosol. Bases 191 to 1408 code for a protein of 405 amino acids. The transcript has 9 exons. Gene Ontology annotation, biological process: glycine biosynthetic process; L-threonine catabolic process. Gene Ontology annotation, molecular function: L-allo-threonine aldolase activity. NCBI's taxonomy places the organism in Eukaryota, Fungi, Basidiomycota, Agaricomycetes, Russulales, Stereaceae. The record is from RefSeq and is a predicted model, not a curated record.
UGUGUUUAGUAGUAACUUCAGGCCGCCCCCGACAGUCUCGUUCGACCAGUCCACAGUCGCGAUCGCCAGCUAGGCCCAGUUGUCGUCCGAGGUAGAAUCGAGUGCCCAGCCGCGCUAUUACAGUACCUAUUCUCCGUCUCCGAACCUGUACAAACGUUCCCAGUCUUCGACUCCGACGAGUAUCAGUACGAUGAGUCUUGCCAAUGGCGAUAUCAAGGCUGCGAGGGCGAAGAUUGCCGCACAGGUCAAGUUUGAUAUCUUGAAGGAGACGCAGGCCGACGAUAACGCGAAGCAUAUUAGACAGGUCUCGAGGAGCUUCAUAUCGGAUACUCUUACAGUGCCCACUAAGGAAAUGUACGAUUACGCCGUGCAGGGUUCGCUCGGUGACGCCGUUUACCAUGAACCCUCGACGCUAGCCCUCGAGGAACACAUGGCCAAACUCACCGGCAAGGAAGAUGCCCUCUUCAUGCCUUCCGGCACGAUGUCGAACCAAAUCGCCCUCAGGUCGCAUCUUAUGCAGCCACCUUAUUCGAUCCUGUGCGACCACAGAGCGCACAUCCAUAGGUACGAGGCUGGCGGUGCGGCGUUCCACUCUGGUGCUGCCGUUCAUGCUGUCAUACCCGCUAAUGGUCAUCAUCUUACGCUCGAGGACGUUCAGGCUCACGCAGUUCUCGACGAUAACAUUCAUACCGCCCCCACUCAAAUUGUUGAACUCGAAAACACUCUGAACGGGACGAUAAUUCCCCAAGAAGAAGUCAUCCGCAUCUCCGAAUGGGCCCACUCUGAGGGCGUGCUCAUGCACCUUGACGGUGCCCGGAUAUGGCACGUCUCUGCUGAGACGGGCGUUUCGAUCAAGGAGCUCUGCGAUCCGUUCGAUUCGGUUAGUCUGUGCUUUAGCAAGGGGCUUGGCGCGCCCAUCGGAUCCUGCCUCGUCGGCCCCAAGAAGUUCAUUCAGAAAGCUCGCCACUUCCGUAAGCUCUUUGGUGGUGGCAUGCGCCAGACUGGGCUCAUGGCCGCCUCUGCGGCCUACGCCCUGACUUAUAAUUUCCCUCGAUUGGUGGACGUGCAUCUGAUGGCGCGCCGGCUUGACCAAGGGUUGAGGGAGAUCGGGGUGGAGGUUACGUCGGAGGCGGAGACUUGCAUGGUCUUCUUCGACCCCUCGCCCAUCGGCGUAAGCUAUGAAGAAAUCGUGGCCCGCGCCGCGUCCCUCCCCGACCCUAUCACCAUCGGCGGUUCGCGUCUCGUCGUCCAUAUACAGAACACGGACGAGACGAUCGACGAUUUCCUUGCGCUCAUGAAGGAGUUGGCGGAGGAGAAGAUUAAGGCUGGUUUCGUGAGGUCUGAACCGGAGGUGAACGGGAAGGCGAAUGGGGCGGUGAAGAAUAUCUAUGUGAAGGUUAAGCACUGAGUAAGGGUUGGGGUUUGAGUUUGAGGCGGAAGUUGAGCGAGUGAGGAGAGGGCUGAAGCAAGACUGCUAAUUGUGGCGAUAUACGGGUGGAUCUUAAACGAGUUAGCGAAGUAAAGGAAAUGUGAAAUAUCUUUAUCAUGUAAUGUUCCUGUGCUGUUCAUGUUGUGCUUCAUAGAAUGUCUGUUAGACUGGACUGUAUGAAAUUGGUCUCCACUCAUCGAGAGCAUGCAGUUGCU